AUGACAAGUUCGAGAAAUGACAUGAACAUUGAAAUGGCUGAUAUGGGUGCUCAGAACCGAGAGCCACCAGAAAAUGGAGAACUACAAAACCAAUAUGAAAUUGAUCAUCUUCCCAACAAUGACGAAGAAGGAUUCAGUCUCAUCGCGAAAAUUGGGUUCAUCAUUAUCUUUUUUAUCGUCUGCACCGUCGUAUCAUUCAAACUCAAACUUGUUUUUGAAAUAAUAAAGGAAGUCGCCAUUGGAGAAUACAGAAAACUCACGCAGUCUGAUGAUGGUUCGGCCACCGAGCCAAUUCGCUCCAAUCUUACCCAAGCUGGCUGA
Caenorhabditis remanei is the source of this 321-nucleotide messenger RNA. RefSeq lists its product as uncharacterized. The transcript is spliced from 3 exons. The record is from RefSeq and is a predicted model, not a curated record. Bases 1 to 321 code for a protein of 106 amino acids. Lineage: Eukaryota; Metazoa; Nematoda; Chromadorea; Rhabditida; Rhabditidae.